UUUUGCUAGGCGGAACCAAUAUACUCCCCUAUUUUCUACACGAACCCCUUUAUUGUAACGGAACCUAAGAGUCGACAUGGAAGUAAAAAAUGCAAACGCGGCCAUGCUCAGUAACUAUGAGGUAUUCAAACUUCUCACCGACCUGAAAGAACAGAGGAAAGAUGCUGGAAAAAGCAAACAUAGCCUCGGGCAACAGGACCUCAACACCAUCAUGUAUGAAACUCUAAAGUAUUUGUCAAAGACGCCAUGCAGCAGACAGAGUCCUGAAAUUGUCAGAGAGUUCCUCACCACCAUGAUGCCUCAGAAGCUGACCAAGGCAGAAAAACUGCAGCUGUUAAACCAACGGCCUCAGAGUGCAGUGGAAAUUCAGCUUAUGGUUGAAGAAAGUGAGGAGCGGCUGACAGAGGAGCAGAUUGAGGAGCUCAUCCAGACAGUUGCAGGCGUCCUGCCAGGCGACCCGGAGCAAGAAAACGCUGCAGCGGCAGAUGCAGAGAUGAAUGGAGGCGCCGAACAGUCUUGACACAGCGAAAGGCCAAGGCCAACUCAUUUGAGGGGAACAGACAAUGAGGCUAAAAUGAUUCCAGAAAAGGAUCGGUGGUCUUCACCUGCAGAAGUUUGCAUUACAGGGAGAAAUGCUGACACGUGGAAUACGCAGAACAUUUCAAAAGUUUUCAUUAGUAAUUGUUUUUUUCAGCAACUUUCACCAGUAACCUUUGCAACAGUGCAGAGAAAAUGGAUCACAUGUAAAAUACAAAGUGGAAAUUAUUGUACAUUAUUCUCAUAAAAAAAAUCUGAUAAAUCUUGA
Messenger RNA from Oryzias latipes (Japanese medaka), 805 nucleotides. RefSeq names its product calcitonin gene-related peptide-receptor component protein (gene crcp). Gene Ontology annotation, cellular component: RNA polymerase III complex. Gene Ontology annotation, biological process: transcription initiation at RNA polymerase III promoter. Gene Ontology annotation, molecular function: nucleotide binding. The record is from RefSeq and is a predicted model, not a curated record. Lineage: Eukaryota; Metazoa; Chordata; Actinopteri; Beloniformes; Adrianichthyidae.